ACUACCGAGCGGUUGGUACCUUCGGGCAGCAUCGGGGUUUCGUGCGUGAGGGGGGUGAUACUCUGCUUAACUACGACCCUAAACGAAAUACUUCGUAGUAAAAAUUCUACACAUAUACGUGUACGGUGAUGGAGGACAUGGCGGGCACCAGGGUUUUUAAGAAGUCAAGCCCUAACUGUAAGCUGACAGUCUACCUAGGGAAGAGAGACUUCAUAGACCACCUGAACCACGUGGACCCUGUGGAUGGUGUGAUCCUGGUGGACCCAGACUACUUGAAAGACAGAAAAGUGUUUGUGACCCUGACAUGCGCAUUCCGGUACGGGCGCGAGGACCUGGACGUAUUAGGCCUGUCCUUCAGGAAGGACCUCUACAUCUCCACCUUCCAGGCCUACCCAGCACUGUCUGAAGAGCCAUACAGCCGCCUGCAGGAGAAGCUACUGAAGAAGCUGGGUCAACACGCACAUCCCUUCCAUUUCACUAUCCCACAGAAUUUGCCAUGUUCAGUCACACUACAGCCUGGACCAGAGGACACAGGAAAGGCAUGUGGGGUCGACUUUGAGGUUAGAGCUUUCUGCGCCAAAUCAGCGGAGGAAAAAAUUCACAAAAGGAACUCUGUUCGGCUGAUCAUCAGGAAGGUGCAGUAUGCUCCAGAGAUUCCUGGACCCCAGCCUAUGGUGGAGACGACCCGUAGCUUCCUCAUGUCUGACCACUCCCUGCACCUGGAGGCUUCGCUGGACAAGGAGCUGUACUACCAUGGAGAGCCUGUUAAUGUCAAUGUCCACGUCACCAAUAACUCUACCAAGACCGUCAAAAAAAUCAAAACAUCCGUGCGGCAGUAUGCAGAUAUCUGCUUGUUCAGCACAGCGCAGUACAAGUGCUCCGUAGCUCAAGUCGAAGCUGAUGACCAGGUGUCUUCCAGCUCCACCUUCUGCAAGGUGUAUACCUUAACCCCUACCAUGAGCAACAACCAAGAAAAGCGGGGCCUAGCUCUAGACGGCAAGCUGAAGCACGAGGACACCAACCUGGCCUCCAGCACCAUAGUGAAGGAUGUGCCCAACAAGGAAGUCCUGGGAAUUCUUGUGUCAUAUAGGGUCAAAGUCAAACUGGUGGUGUCACGAGGAGGGGACGUUGCUGUGGAGCUGCCUUUUGUCUUGAUGCACCCAAAGCCCUCAGACCUGCCCAGCAUCCCCCCACAGUCAGCUGCGCCUGACAAAGAUCCGCCCAUCAGCCCCAACCUGAUAGAGUUUGAGAGCAGUAAUUUUACUCAGGAUGAUGACUUUGUGUUUGAGGACUUUGCCCGCUUGCGUUUGAAGCGAAUAAAGGACAAGGAUGGUGACAGUCACAUUUGCUGAAGCUAGAUUCUCCGACUCCUCAAUGAGCCAUGUCUGGUAUGGAUACCAUGGUCAAUGCAUAACUCUACGGUUAAGGAUUGUUGGACAAGACACAGCACUCCUCCACCAUCCAUGUGUGAACGUAACUCAGUUAUUAUAUAUUUCAGUAUUUUGUGCUGAUAGCCUAGGGCAGUGUUUCCCAGUCUGUUCCUCUGGGACUCACAGACAGUCCACAUUUUUGCUCCCUCCCAGGACAAGGCUGAGAAACACUGUCCUAGAAGGAAUAUCAUUGUCCGUGUUUACAUUCAGUGGCACAGAGUUAGAUGGACCUCAGUGUGUUGCAGAACUUCUUUUCUACUUGUCAGGUUAAGUUUUGUUUUACAAAACAUUUAUGCUUGUGUGUUAGCGAGGAAUGAAACCAGGGCAUGUGCACACAUACAGAAUCCCUGCUCAGCCAGUACUCACAAGCCUAACUUUGAAAUCUGGCAAUAGUGCAGACGUUUUAAAGUAAUGUUCAUCCAAGUCUUUUUGUUGCCUGUAUAUAAAUAUAAUAAGGAUUCCAUUUGCAGCAAUGUGUUGUUGUUUUUCAAACAUUUAUAAAGUUUGCUGCAUCCUCCUCAGGCAAAUUUUCUCUUAGGAACUUCCUAUCUUUGAUUAUUUUUUCUUUUCAUACCGCCACUGGGACAUGAUCACUUCAACAAUGCCAAUUAACGCUACCUAACAGGUAGAGUCAGAAAAUAUUAGCUGGCUAGCUGGUUAGCAGAGCAUGCUGCUUCAGCACAUCGUGAAAUAUUUAGCGUUUUGACGCAAAUGUGCGGUUUCAGUGCUGAUAAACACCACGGUUGUUAAUACCUACUUAUUAUUGGGGUAACUGAAGAAAUUAAAUAUUAUAUAAAAAUAUAGCAUAAAAAUAUUAUAAAUGAACAAUUACAAAUAAUGCAACUAUGAGCAUUUAUGUACAAUUUUCCAUCAGUAACUACAGGGUGCAUAUGUUCUUUUUGCAGGGGGCUCUUUUCAGGGAACUAUGUUUACAUUUUAUUGUUCUAUCUAUCUCCUAACGAAUUACCUUGUUCAGGGCAGAGGGUGGGAGUGGGGGGGUCCAGGAGCCAAUCCCAGAUGGGCUUGAUGGAAUUUCAGUCCAUCACAGGGCACACAUGUUCACGCAAUCAUAGUACACGGGCAAUUUAGAGACGCCAAUUAGCUAAAAUGCAUGUCUUACCCAUGCAACAUGAAAACAACAUGCAAAAUCCACAAACACGCACAUACAUACACACACACACACACACACCAGAGGUGGGAUUUAGACCCCCAGCACUGGAGGUGUGAGGUUACAGGGUCCCACUGUGCCACCGUACAUUUUUUUUUUUUGCAUUUAUCUUAUCUUGAUGUCUCAUCCCCUUAUAUGCAUUUAUUUCUGGUCUAUAAAUGUCUAAUUGACGUCAUGCAGUACAAAGAGGCAGUUUCACACUUGGCACUAUGCUUCCGACAGUAAACCAUAUCUAAAAUGAAAAAGCAGGUUACAGCUUCUCAUGGAGAGAGUAUGGAAACACGGUACAUAUUUACAAGGUUAUUUCCCCGACUGUCUCAGUCACAUGUGCGCUGGUUUUUGGUCAAUUUAUCCUCCUGGUUAUUACGGUUUGGUUGUGCUGGUAAAAUAAGCUACACUCAACCAAGCAUCAUGUGUGCACCUGUCCUCAUUAUAGACCUAAGAUAUUACUUCUGCCUCUGUGUCAUUACUAAGUAUAACUGCUUUUUGUUACAUCUAUUUGUGAUCCCAGUAGAGGACUCCUGCGCACAAACCCAAAGACCAUUUUUAGGUUCUACUGUUAGUAGUCAGGUAGCCUAGCGAUCACACAGCUAUAGGACUAUAGGUACAAAUCUGGCCACAGCUCUGUCAGGACGGACUACAUUCCCAGUACAUUCUUGUAUGUUACUUCCAAGAUCUCUGGUUUCCUGCCAGGAAAAUCGGAAUGCCUCUUAGUGCGAUUUUGUGAUGGACGGAGCACAUCCUGCUUCGUAUCCCAUGGCCGCUGGGAGAGGCUCCCGGCCAGCAUCAUCACAAAUGUAUAAAAUCAAAUUAAUUGGAUGGACAGAUUACUACUAGGUGAAAGAAAAGGCUACACUCAAUUUAUGAGAUUUAUUAAAGAAGGAUUGUUGCAGCUUUUCUUGUAAGAAAACUUACCAUGAUAAAAAAUAUGUGCUGCUUUAUUUUGUACUGCAUAUUAGUGCAUAUUUAAAAUAAAAAACAUGGAAAAAG
Molecule: messenger RNA, 3588 nt
Organism: Brienomyrus brachyistius
Lineage: Eukaryota; Metazoa; Chordata; Actinopteri; Osteoglossiformes; Mormyridae
Product: arrestin red cell-like
Exons: 15
Coding region: 129-1352 (407 amino acids)
Biological process (GO): signal transduction; positive regulation of ERK1 and ERK2 cascade; G protein-coupled receptor internalization
Cellular component (GO): cytoplasm
Molecular function (GO): angiotensin receptor binding
Source: RefSeq, a predicted model, not a curated record